CUUCUGCUAAAGCAUAGAAGUAGUGCUAUAGAGGAAGUUGUAAGUAUAGCCCAGUAGAGUGAAAGUGAGUGCAAAUGGAGGCUAGUCGCUUUUUAGGAUGGAAGAAGAAUUCAAGGAAUUGGCUUCACAAUGUAGAAGAAGAUGAAGAGGUGAGAGCAGAAUCAACUAUACCUUCAGUACCUCAGCCAGAAACACCAAGGGAGCCAAUGGAAUUCUUGUCAAGAUCUUGGAGCCUCUCUGCUACAGAAAUCUCGAAAGCUCUUGCUCAGAAAGAGAGAGACUCCGCAUCUGACAAGAAGCUGAAUGCAAUCCCAGAAAUGGUCACUGGAAAUCAGUUUCCAGGGAAGGUCAUAAACCUGCCUGUUCAAGGUCGAAGAUCAGGGGCAAUUGGAAGGUGGUUUCAUCAUAAGGAAUCUAGUCAUAGUACAGUGAAGAAGAAAGACAAGGCACGAGUGGAGAAUGCACAUAUGCAUGCUGCCCUCUCUGUUGCAGGUCUAGCUGCAGCAUUGGCGUCUGUGGCCGCAGCAGAAAACAGAAAAGGUUCAAGCUCUAAAAUGAGCACAGCUUUGGCCUCAGCUACAGAACUUCUGGCAUCCCAUUGCAUUGAAUUGGCUGAAUCAGCGGGGACUGAGCACGAUCGUGUAGCCUCCAUUGUCAGAUCAGCUGUGGAUAUUCGCAGUGCCAGCGAUCUAGUAACUCUCACAGCUGCAGCUGCAACAGCACUACGCGGAGAAGCAGCUUUGAAAGCAAGAUUGCCAAAAGAAUCAAAGAGGAAUGCAUCUAUAACUCCUUGUGACAAGAGCAUGGCAGAAACUCAGUCUUUUGCUGGUUUUCGUAGUGAAAUAGAAGAUGCUCCCCUUGUAGGUGACUUGCUGCAACACACGCGAAAAGGUGAGCUGAAGUGGAAACACGUUUCUGUCUACAUCAACAAGAAAUCCCAGGUGAUACUGAAACAAAAGAGCAAACAUGUGGCUGGAGCCUUUUCCAAAAAGAACAAAUGUCUUGUUUAUGAGGUUUGUGAUGAGACCGCAACUUGGCCGUUCAAGAAAGAAAGGGAAAACACAGAAGUCUAUUUUGGAGUCAAAACUGCACAGGGUCUUCUUGAAUUCAAGUGCAAGAACAAAAUCCACAAACAAAAAUGGGUGGAUGGAAUUCAAGAUCUACUGCAUCGAACCAGUUUCAUGGAAGAUGCUGAGCAUUCUAUGAGGGUUUUACGCAUUAACAAGAGCAUUUGAUUGCUUGUUUGCCAAUAAUUUCUCAGUUUCAUACGUGAAGUUUUCUUGAUGAACAGAGAGUAGAGUAUGUAUAUGUAUUUGGGCUAGGGUUGACAGUGAUAAAUUAGAUAAAAGCAGUUGUUUUCAUGUGAAGUUUUGUUGUUUGCUUGCUCUGAUAUCUGUAUCAUCCAGCAACAUAAAAGAGCAAGUCUCUCUGUACAAAGAUUCAUGUUCAUUUGUUGAUAGCAUAUGAUGAGCCCACGGUUGUAAUUCCCAAUUUUUCUUCCUGUGCGAGUACGUGUGCUUCUCUUUCUAUUGUAUAUAUCAUAAU
This is a messenger RNA of Coffea eugenioides, 1545 nucleotides long. RefSeq names its product VAN3-binding protein. Lineage: Eukaryota; Viridiplantae; Streptophyta; Magnoliopsida; Gentianales; Rubiaceae. Bases 75 to 1235 code for a protein of 386 amino acids. Gene Ontology annotation, biological process: phloem or xylem histogenesis; leaf vascular tissue pattern formation; auxin-activated signaling pathway. The record is from RefSeq and is a predicted model, not a curated record. The transcript has 6 exons.